Molecule: messenger RNA, 2223 nt
Organism: Rotaria sp. Silwood1
Lineage: Eukaryota; Metazoa; Rotifera; Eurotatoria; Philodinida; Philodinidae
Source: the annotation of a GenBank genome assembly
AUGAACUUUUAUUAUUCAACAUCUACGACGCACCGUCCACAAACUAAAUCUUCACAUUUCAACGAAGACGCACACUGUGAUAACGAGGUCAAUUUGAUCUUAGAAAAAAAUUACACUCAACAUUUAAUUGAGCAAUCAAUUUUCAAAGAACAACAAUCAAGUGUCAUCGUAAAUCAAACAGAUCAAUACUAUUUUAUGCCAAUUCGAGAGUUAAAUUCAACCAUGGCUUUACCUUCAAAUACUAAUUCUAACGUACUUGAUAGUUCAUCCAUAUUAUUAACUGAUCUUAAUAAUCCGUCCACACAAAAUCUAUUUGAUUAUUCAUCAUCAACACCAACAAUGAAUACAAUAGAUUUAUCAACAGUGAAUAAAUCUACUACUACUACUAAUAAUAAUAAUUAUAAUUUAUCUGAUGCUGAUCUUGCCGCUCUAUUCGUAUCAUCUAUUGUCUCAACAACACCAUCAACAACAACUAUAGAUAAUGAGAAUGAACUAUCAAAUAAUAAUAAUAAUAAUAAUACAUUAGAUGAUGUUUUUAUACAACAAGUUAAUGAUCUUGUUUGUUCAUCACAACAAAAAUCUAUUGGACCACCACCUGGUUUUGAAAAUUAUCGUUUUAAUAAAUCAUUAUCAUCGGAUAAUUCAAGAACAAUAUCAUCAAUUAGUAAUGCUGGUAUUCAACCACAAGUCUCUUGUUCAGAUACAAUCAAUUUUAGUCAGUUAUUACAAUCGACCAUAGUCGAUACUCAACAGCAACAACCAAUUGGCGGUAAUGUUCAUUCAUCAUCAUCAUCUCAUUCAUCAUUUACAUCCGAUGAACAAUCUAUGUUUUUUCCAAUGUCCAAUCCUCAUUACUCAUCAACAUCAUCAAGUCAGAUUUUCUCCACUAAUACACCUUCUUCAUCUACAACAACAGCAACAGCUAAUUUAAUUAAUUCAAAUGCUGAACCAUAUACACCCAAUAGUCUUUCAUUAAAAACUAAAAAUUUCUCAUCAAUUGAUACAAGUAAUACAAAAAGUCCUAUAUCAACAAAAUCAAUCGAUGCUGAUAUAAUACAGAAAUCUGGAGAUAAUACAUCAAGUCAUAUAUUUGCAUCACCAAAUUCAUUUUUUAGUAAUGGUCAGAAAGAUUUCGCUUCAACAAAAUCACUAACAACUAAAACAUCAUCAACAAAUCGUCAAUCAUCAUCAUCAACAUCAUCAUCAACAUCAUCGUCAAUUGAUGAAGCACUUAUUCAAUUAAGUCAGCAACAAAAACAACAAUCACAUAUACCAACAGUUAAUAAAUUAUUCUAUGAUGAAUCUUUAUCAAUAUUCAACUAUUCAUCACCACAAAAUACAACGACGACACAUAUUGAUAACCAACAACGUGCUGUACAUGAUAAUAUUAAUUUUCUUGCAUCAAUGGCAGCUGCAUCAACACCUGAACCAUCUUGGCAACAAACAACAAUUCCAUCAAAUAUUAAUUCAAAGCAUAAAAUGCAAUCACUAUUAGUUGAAAAACAACAAAGUAUAUUAACACAAUCACCAUCAAGAAAUCUUUCAACUAAUAUGCAUGAAUUAAUGGAAAAUUUAAAUGAACUAUGUUAUCGAGGUUUUGAUGAACUUAAUGCACUUAUACAAGAACAACGAUGGGUAGAAAAUUAUCUUAAUGUAAAUUCAUCAUCACUUCCAUCACCUAGUUCACCAUUAGUUAAUAUAAAUGGUACAAAUUGUUGUUCAUCACGUAUACUUGUUGUGCCUGAAUAUUUUAUAUUUAAAUGUAAAAAAAUUGAAAUUACUGCGAGUGAUAUUUAUCAAUUAUUAUCUAUUGGACGACCUGAAUUACGCUUACGAGAUUUAAUGUUUGCUUUUAAAUCAUGGAAAGAAUCAAUAACUAAUGCUGAACUUGUUCAUCAAGAAGAAGAAACACGAUUAAGAUUGAGUACUGAACAUCCUCAUUCAUAUUAUAUGAAUGAAACAGUUUUACAAGCAGCCUUUGAUCAUAUAUCCUAUGCAAUUCGUCAAUUAAGUAAUAUGACUCAACAAGCUCGUGCUGCUUUUCAAUAUGCUACAUUAAAUGUCUUUCAAAUGUCUUCAAGACAGCAACAACAACAAAGUCAAGGAUUAUCUAACACUUCCUUGUCAUCAAAUGUAAUUGCUUUUGCUCAAUUACAAGCGAUGCAACAACAAAAAUCAUCAUCAAUUCAUCGUACUAGUGGUUCUUUACGUACAACACCUUAA